AUGGCAUCACCCGAGUUCGAGACCUCAGCGCCAAGUAGUCCAGGAAUAUCAAUAUCAAAUCCAGACGAUCAAUUACAACACCCGUGCCUCAAACCCGAAUGCAAUAAACUAUUUACCCAUUUACACAAACUACAACGACACUACCGGGAUGCACACGGAAAACCGCAAUAUGACUGCCCAUAUCCGGGAUGCUCACGGAAGGGUCAAAAGGGAUUCGCUAGGAAAGAUAAUAUGACACAACACCACAGGUUGGUUCACAACAAACAACUGGAUCCCGGAACGAUUCCUAGGAGGAAGAGAGGAGGUUCGAAUUAG
Morchella importuna is the source of this 315-nucleotide messenger RNA. RefSeq lists its product as uncharacterized. The record is from RefSeq and is a predicted model, not a curated record. The transcript is spliced from 3 exons. Bases 1 to 315 code for a protein of 104 amino acids. Lineage: Eukaryota; Fungi; Ascomycota; Pezizomycetes; Pezizales; Morchellaceae.